Melanotaenia boesemani (Boeseman's rainbowfish) is the source of this 1364-nucleotide messenger RNA. RefSeq names its product uncoupling protein 1 (gene ucp1). Gene Ontology annotation, molecular function: oxidative phosphorylation uncoupler activity. The record is from RefSeq and is a predicted model, not a curated record. Gene Ontology annotation, biological process: response to cold; adaptive thermogenesis; mitochondrial transport. The transcript is spliced from 7 exons. The coding region runs from base 125 to 1045 and encodes 306 amino acids. NCBI's taxonomy places the organism in Eukaryota, Metazoa, Chordata, Actinopteri, Atheriniformes, Melanotaeniidae. Gene Ontology annotation, cellular component: mitochondrial membrane.
UUUCCUUUCUGUGUGGCUGGGCCCUUCAUGGAUUACAAUCUGGUCAUUUAAAUCCUGCCUAGCAACAACUAACUGUAGACCAAAAGGACCCUUAAACUUAACCUAAAACAAUUGGAAGGAAAACAUGGUAGGACUUAAACCCUCAGAUGUUCCGCCUCCUCUGGGAGUGAAGAUGGCGAGUGCUGGAGCUGCAGCCUGUAUAGCUGACAUUGUCACAUUUCCUCUGGACACAGCCAAAGUCAGAUUACAGAUUCAGGGUGAGAAGAAAGCAGUGGAAGGCAUCAGAUACAAAGGGGUGUUCGGGACCAUCACCACCAUGAUCCGAACAGAGGGGCCUAAGUCCUUGUAUAACGGGCUGGUGGCUGGCCUGCAGAGACAGCUGUGCUUCGCCUCUAUCAGAAUCGGCCUCUAUGACAACGUCAAAAACUUCUACACUGGUGGCAAAGACAACCCCGGUGUGCUGGUACGGAUCCUGGCAGGUUGCACAACAGGUGCUAUGGCAGUAUCCUUUGCUCAACCCACUGAUGUGGUCAAGGUUCGAUUCCAAGCACAGAUGAACCUGGAUGGUGUGGCUCGUCGCUACAGUGGCACUAUGCAAGCCUACAAGCACAUCUUCCAGAACGAAGGCAUGCGUGGGCUCUGGAAAGGAACACUGCCCAACAUCACAAGGAACGCACUGGUCAACUGCACAGAGCUGGUUACAUAUGACCUGAUCAAGGAGGCCAUUCUUAGACAUAACCUCAUGUCAGACAAUCUUCCAUGCCACUUUGUGUCUGCAUUUGGUGCUGGCUUUGUUACCACGGUUAUUGCUUCCCCAGUGGAUGUGGUGAAAACAAGGUACAUGAAUUCACCACCAGGCCAGUACAAGAGUGCCAUCAACUGUGCGUGGACCAUGAUGACCAAAGAGGGACCAACAGCAUUCUACAAAGGAUUUGUGCCUUCGUUUCUGAGGUUGGGAUCAUGGAAUGUUGUGAUGUUUGUCUCAUUUGAGCAAAUCAAGAGGGCGAUGAUGGUCACAAAAAAGAGGAUCGAAGCCACAAACUGAGAUAACUGCUGUUAAAGUCUGACUGUGGAACUUGAAACCAGCAGAGCUGGAACGUAGAUGAGAGAACUUAAGUGUGUAAUCUCAUUUUGGCUUUGUUCCAACAUUUAUUUUGCCCUGUGGCAACAAAGGAGGAAAAACUCUCCUUGUAAACAGAGUAUUAUAUUUAACUUUAUGUGUAUAAAAACACACAGUUCUCCUUAAAUAUUUAUAACCUGUCACACUGAGUCUGGUGCUGCCAAUCCAAUGCUAAGGAUGUAAAUCUAAAAUUUGUAGAUAUGCAUGCCAGGCAGUUUACAGCAGUGCACAUCUGCAUAUGGGG